Musa acuminata AAA Group (dessert banana) is the source of this 1074-nucleotide messenger RNA. Its product is annotated as gamma-interferon-responsive lysosomal thiol protein. The coding region runs from base 115 to 882 and encodes 255 amino acids. The record is from RefSeq and is a predicted model, not a curated record. The transcript has 5 exons. NCBI's taxonomy places the organism in Eukaryota, Viridiplantae, Streptophyta, Magnoliopsida, Zingiberales, Musaceae. Gene Ontology annotation, molecular function: oxidoreductase activity, acting on a sulfur group of donors, disulfide as acceptor.
AAGAUCCAACACGUAGCCAUCCUUGCUUGGCACCGUUUCCUCCGCACACCCUACGUCGCCUGUUUUAUCCAUCGACCACCCGGCGACGACGAGCUCCUCCUCCUCGCGAUCAUCAUGGCCGCUACGGCUCGCCUUCUCCUCUUUCUCGUCGUCUCCUUCCUCGCCUCCUCAUCCUCCUUUUCUCGUGUUGCCAUCUCCACCACCUCUUCCCCUGCUUCGCCUCGGAAUGUUUCGCUGGCUCUCUACUACGAGACCCUCUGCCCUUACUGCUCCAACUUCAUCGUCAACCAUCUAUCCAAAAUCUUCCACGACGGCCUCAUCUCCAUCGUCGACCUCGACCUCAUUCCCUAUGGCAACGCCCGCCUCGGCUCCGACUCCACCAUCUCUUGCCAGCAUGGCCUCAACGAGUGCUUAUUGAACACUGUGGAAGCCUGUGCCAUCAAUGCUUGGCCUGAUCUGAGCAUACAUUUUAGUUUCAUUUAUUGUGUCGAACAUCUGGUUUUGGAGCAUAAAUACACCGAGUGGGAAUCCUGCUUCUCAAAACUUGGUCUGGAUUCAAAUGCUGUUUUAAAUUGCUAUGAUAGCGGACAUGGGAAAGAGCUUGAAUUACAGUAUGCAGAGAAAACAGAUUCCCUUCAGCCCCCACAUAGAUAUGUACCCUGGGUGGUAGUGGAUGGGCAGCCACUGUAUGAGGAUUAUGAAAAUUUUGAAGCUUACAUCUGCAAAGCAUAUCAUGGUGAGCCUCCAGAGACUUGCUUAGGUUUGCUCCCGAAGAAGGAUCACAAGAUGAAAGCAGACAAUCAUGUAUCUUAUGCUGAUGAAAUGAUCAGCUCCUCCAUUGCUGCUGUUCACGGUGUCGCAAAGAUAGAUAUGGUAGUCUAGACUUCUGAAUGGGCUUCCUACUACCCCAGUAAUCACUUAGUUGUCUGUUGAAGCCAUCUGCUGGUUAUGUGUCGAUAAGCCAGCUCUGUUAAAUGCUGGACUGGACAAUGGUAUGUGUACAUGCGACAUGGACUGGAUGAUGCUUAGCUAUUUGCAAUGGUUCUGAAUGGCUGCAGCUAUUUACUUACUGUA